Coprinopsis cinerea okayama7#130 is the source of this 1260-nucleotide messenger RNA. RefSeq lists its product as hypothetical. Bases 1 to 1260 code for a protein of 419 amino acids. The transcript has 7 exons. NCBI's taxonomy places the organism in Eukaryota, Fungi, Basidiomycota, Agaricomycetes, Agaricales, Psathyrellaceae. The record is from RefSeq and is a predicted model, not a curated record.
AUGGCGACACUCAUCUUUAAAUAUAAGGGGUGUAAAAUAGCAAACCAGUCCAGCAACUUGAUCGAAGACAUUCCUGACCUUCCUGAUCGACUGCAGGUCUAUGUCAACGAGGGUGUCCGUGUCAAGGACCUUCCACAUGCUGUGAAGCGCGAUCUUGGCGCAUCCAUCAGUCUCUCAAGCAUUAAGAAGAUUAUGAACCGCUUUGAUGUCAAGACCACGCGUCGUAGCGGCCUCACAGACCUCGAAAAAGGCCUUGCUAUUCUUAGUGUUACUGAAGACGAUCCACUCGGGCGAUGGGGCUGCAGAACCGUGAAGGAGAAGCUGGCUUUGAAAGGUAUCCAUGUUGAACGUGACUUUGCAAUGCGCUUCCGCAGGGCAGACAAUGCAGAGGCAUCAGCUGCUCAACAUCCACGCACUCGUAAGCGCCAUAACCAUGGUCUUUGGUCAUCUGGUCCGAACGAGGAGUGGUGCCUGGAUGGACACGAGAAGAUUCUUCAUUCUAUGGGCAUCGCGGUAUACGGAAUCAUUGACAAGUUCAGCCGCAUGGAGCUUGCCCUCGUAGCCGUGCCAAAUGCUCGAGAUUCUGAUGUUCCUGUGGCUGUUUACCUACGGACUGUGAAAAAAUUUGGAGGGAUGCCGCUAUCUUCGACAAGUGAUAAAGGUACAGAGCUACGGAAACUAAUUUCUUUGGUUGGGAACAUGCGCGCCAAGUACCAACCCCAUAUCACUGAGGCACAGGUUCCGUCUCAUAUUGCAGUAUCUUCACCCGAUAAUAUUACGCGAGAGCGGGGUUGGCGUCCCAUUUGGAACAAUGACCUCUCGAACAUACUGUUCUUCUACCAGACUGGGAAGGAGGACAGCGGGUAUGUCGAUAAUGAUGAUUUUCAUAUUUCACUCGCACGAUGGAUUUGGGCACGCAUUGUUCAGGCUCGUUUGGACCAACUGCUUCUUGAACACCAGACUCACCGCAUCCGUGGUCAGAGAAGGACCCUUCUGCCCACAGAUGCCCGUCGGAUUGACCUUUUCACUGAUCCCGAGACUUACGGCGGUUACAACCAACUGAUCCAGGUCCCUUCAGAGGACAUUGAUCGACUCUUGUCUGAGUAUGACCGUCCCGAUCUCUUCCAAUUCGUCAGCGAUGACAUGGAGAUUUUAUUUACCGACCUUCAUAAGUCAAUUGGGAGUCCUAUAUUCACUGCUGCCACCGGUUGGGAAACAUUCCGAUGUAUGUUAACAGCCUAUAUCGCUCGUGUACCCUAG